Messenger RNA from Rangifer tarandus platyrhynchus (Svalbard reindeer), 1536 nucleotides. NCBI's taxonomy places the organism in Eukaryota, Metazoa, Chordata, Mammalia, Artiodactyla, Cervidae. The record is from the annotation of a GenBank genome assembly.
AUGCAGAACAGCCUCUCACUGCUAUGGUUUCUGUGGUUACCAAGUUCUGAUGUGGUCUUCCCUGUUCUCCACCAGAAAUCCUUGCUCAACUCACUGGCAGAGCCAGACUUUGUGAUAACAGAUUUUGCCAUGUCUUCUCGCUCUGCUCAACUGCACAUUGGUUUCCAGGCCUUGCACCAGUUCUGUGCUCAGCAUGGCAGGUCCCCUCAGCCCCACAGUGAGAAGGAUGCAGCAGAACUGGUGACCCUAGCAGAGGCUGUGAAGGCUCAAGCCCCGCCAGCAGUGCAGCAAGACAAUUUGGAUGAAGACCUCAUCAGGAAGCUGGCUUACAUGGCUGCUGGGGAUCUAGCACCCAUGAAUGCCUUCACUGGGGGCUUGACUGCUCAGGAGGUUAUGAAGGCCUGCUCUGGAAAGUUUAUGCCUGUUAUGCAGUGGCUGUACUUCGAUGCCCUUGAGUGUCUCCCUGAGGGCCAGGAGGCUCUUUCAGAGGACAAAUGCCUUCCAUGCCAGAACCGUUAUGAUGGGCAGGUGGCUGUAUUUGGCUCCAGCCUGCAAGAGAAACUGGGCAAGCAGAGAUACUUCUUGGUGGGUGCAGGGGCCAUUGGCUGUGAACUGCUCAAGAACUUUGCCAUGAUUGGGCUAGGUUGUGGGGAUGGUGGGUCAAUCACGGUAACAGACAUGGACAUCAUCGAGAAGUCAAAUCUGAACCGACAGUUUCUGUUCCGUCCUUGGGAUGUCACGGUACCUUAUGCAAUACUUGCCUUUCUACCUCUGGCUAAGCAUGAGCUCAAGGCCAUGCUGCCCACCCCAGAGAGCCUUUCUGGGUUCAAGAUGUACCCCAUCAACUUUGAGAAGGAUGAUGACACCAGCUUCCACAUGGAUUUCAUUGUGGCUGCAUCCUAUUUCUGGGCAGAGAACUAUAACAUUCCCCUCGCAGACCGACAUAAGAGCAAGCUGAUUGCAGGGAAGAUCAUCCCAGCCAUUGCUACAACCACAGCAGCUGUAGUUGGCCUUGUUUGUCUGGAGCUGUACAAAGUGGUACAGGGACACCAACAGCUUGAGUCCUAUAAAAAUAGCUUCAUCAACUUGGCCCUGCCCUUUUUCUGCUUCUCUGGGCCCCUUGCCCCACCCCGUCACCAGUUUUAUAACCAAGAGUGGACACUUUGGGAUCGCUUUGAGGCCCAGGGGCUGCAGCCUAAUGGUAAAGAGAUGACCCUCAAGCAGUUCCUUGACCACUUUAAGUCAGAGCACAAAUUGGAGAUCACCAUGCUGUCCCAAGGUGUAUCCAUGCUCUACUCCUUUUUCAUGCCACCCAGCAAGCUGAAGGAACGGAUGAAUCAAUCGAUGACAGAAAUUGUGAGUCGAAUAUCAAAGCAAAAGCUGGGACACCACGUGCAAGCAUUGGUGCUUGAGCUGCGCUGCAAUGAUGAGGAUGGCGAAGAUGUGGAGGUUCCUUAUGUACGAUACACCAUUCACCAAUUUCUUUAUGUUCCUCUUCCAUGUUUUCAGUCAGCUCAACUUUCUGGCAUAAGCUGA